Molecule: messenger RNA, 6086 nt
Organism: Clarias gariepinus (North African catfish)
Lineage: Eukaryota; Metazoa; Chordata; Actinopteri; Siluriformes; Clariidae
Gene: znf318
Product: zinc finger protein 318
Exons: 11
Coding region: 173-5374 (1733 amino acids)
Biological process (GO): positive regulation of DNA-templated transcription; negative regulation of DNA-templated transcription
Cellular component (GO): nucleoplasm
Molecular function (GO): nucleic acid binding; zinc ion binding
Source: RefSeq, a predicted model, not a curated record
AGUGGUGCAGGAAGUAGAUUCAGCACGGUUUGGUUGCGAGUGUUGAUGUUUAUAUUUAUUGAGUUUGAGUGUGAAAUGCUGUGUGUGCGGAAGUAAAACGCAUUAAAUAGUUAAGAAAUAAAGAAGUUCCCGGAUCUGAAACUGCUUUCUACGGAACCGGGCGGCUGGCGGUAUGUACCGAGGCCCUAGGCCGCACCGAGGAGCGUAUCCUCCCGCAGCGUCUCGCGGCUUCGCUCCUCGCGGCCCGCCUCCUGCGAGCUCGUUUUCUAGCGCUCCGUACAGCAGUGAGCACGCGCGAGGCAGUAACGGCUAUCCGCAUGGCUACCGUCGGAACCCGGAGCAUCCGAGGAGGCGCUACUCAUCACCGGGGAGAGGCGACGGGCCUCCCAGAGACUACGGACAUAGAUAUACCCCUUCACCCCCACAUGGUGGUCUCCCCACUGACCAUAGUCUUGUUAUAACUGUGGGCAACGAGUUGACGGGCUUAUCCCAGGGCGCUGGAGCAGAGGUUCCCUAUGCCAGAGAUUAUUCUCCAAAGCAGUCAAGAUAUGAGGCCCAUGAUGAGCGAGGUUCAAGCAGGUACAGUCAUAGCCGUCAUAGGAACAGGGGAUGGAGCCGCAGUCCAGAUAGGAUUCAGAGCAGAAGUCGCCCUCGUAGCAGAAGCCGCAGUCGUGCAAUAAGUCGUAGCAGGGCACUGAGCCGAGGACGUAGCAGACCACGCAGCAGGAGUAAGAGUAGGAGCCGGAGCAGGGGAAGGAGUAGAGCAAGAAGCAGGGCGAGGAGCAAAAGUAGACCGCACAGCAGGAGCCGGAGCAGGGGGCGGAGUCGGAGCAGGAAAAGGAGCCGAAGUAGGGGACGCAGCUGGAGCAGGGGACGCAGCCGAAGCAGGGGCCGAAGCCGCAGUGGCAGCAGUAGCUGUAGCAGUAGCAGCAGAAACGGCAAGAGAGAUAAUGAAGACUUCAGAGAGCUUGAAAAGGCUCGCAGACGUAAAGAACUGGAGGACAUGCUGACGAUGCCCACUAAGUCUAUCUUAAAAAAGAGAGUUGACUCCUCUGAAACUGAAUCUCCUAUGAUUGGUCAGAGUACCGAAUCGCCACAAGGCAUUGGUCUUUCAAAGGAUGCUGAAGAAUUACUAUGUGCAGUAACUAAAAGCAUGGACCCAGACUUACUGGCAUCAGUGUUGGCUCGAAAUUCUAAUGCCAGUGCCCUUGAAGAGCUCUUAAGCAAACUACAGCCUGCAAAAGAGAGUGGGCAUGGGUUCCCCCUUCCUCAUGAAAGUAGCACCCAGGAUAAUUCAGACCUGACUCAGCUCCUCAGUGUAAUGACAGAGUCAGUAGGCCAACCACCAGACAAAAAGAAAAGCUUUGUAGAUAUUGAAGAUGAAGAGAAGUUCCUGUAUGGGGAUGAAGAAGAUGAAGAGAAAGCAGCUAAAACCGAAACGCCUAGAUCUGAAAAAUGUAGCUUACUGGAUGCCUAUGAGAAAACUGGACCUGAUGUGUUGUAUCAUGAAUCAAAGACUGGAGUUGUACAUGAUUUACACAAGAAAGAAUAUGGACGUUCUUACAGUCAUGGACAUCCUGAACAAGAUGAAAGUCAAAUGACUAAACAGAGCAAAUAUAGGGAUAUUCAGUAUCCGUCAGCCUCACCUGGGCAACAACUGGAUAAGGAUCUUCAGAGCAACCCACAGAUAGCUGGGUCUCAUGAAGCGCAAGUGAGGGCGGAAGUGGAAGAAUAUGAGAAGAUACAAGAUCUCCUUAAGACUAUUGGUCUUGACUUGGGAGUAGCUGAGAUCAGCAAGAUGGCUGCCAGGACGCAAGAGCGCCUACAAGGUAAGAAUCCUAAAGCGUCAUCUGUCAAAAGGCAACAGUCUGACCGGAGACGCCGUAGCCACACCAGGAGUUCCAGUAGCAACAGCAGAAGCAGGAGCAGCAGCAGGAGUACGAGCAGGGGAAGCAGUCGGAGUCGAAGAAGCAGCUUUGAGCGCAUCUCUAAUCGUAGCAGGAAGAGGUCUGUUCCUCUUGAGAGGUGUUCAUCGCGAUCAGACAGUCAGAGUCAGAGGGACGUUCGGCCUGUCACUAAACCAGAAGAUAACUUGUGGACUAACACGGGUCCCCUGCCUCCUGAAGUUGUAAAUCCUGGAACAAAUAAUUUCCCAGCUCACGCUGCCCAUCCGAUGCCUCCCUAUCCACAGCCACACACACGUGGAAUCAUGCCCCCCAACUACCCUCCACCUGGUUAUGAUCCUUAUGGGAACUACAUGCCAUAUAUGCCCCAAACCUGGCCUAUGUACCCACCCCCUAAUAUGCCACUGCCACCACAAGCUCCCAUGAACGAUUACAGUUCCCCCGUCAUAGAGCGACCCUUCCUGAAAGUAAUCAACACCGAUGCAAAUGCAGCUCAAGGCUCAAAGAUGGACCCACUACAGACCAUGACAAUUGCCUGCAGUGGAAACCAGAGGAGGGUAACUGACGAAACAAAUAAUGCCAAUCAAAAGCUAAAGGUAACUGAAGAGCUUGAAAAGCUAAAGAAGGACAGAGAUACACGUUUGAAGAAAAAAGAUAAUUUAAUGAAAGAGUUGGAGACACUGCGAAAGCAGCAAGGGGAACUCCUAAGGAAAAAACGGCGGGAGAAAGAUGGUCAUAAGGAUCCCAUUCUUAUGGAGCUUGGCCGUCUUCAAGAGGAAGUGAUGGCCCAGAUAUCCAGUUUGCGCACCGAACACGAAGCAGCAGAGGAGAAGUAUGAAGAACUUGUUAAGGUGGCAACAAUACUGGGGCUGGACCACAAAAACCUAAGGAGCUCUGGGGAUCAUGAGCAUGCGCCUUCUCAUAGCAAGUCUAAAGAGCCCAAAAGCCCAGAGAAAUCCAAGGCUGCCUCCACCACAACCACAACUCAGAGUACCAAGUCAUCAGCAUCAGGAGCCAGCACCAAAUCAGAUUCAUUAGCUGACGUAUUUGAGUACUAUGAUGCAGGAAACCAUUGGUGCAAAAAUUGCAACGUUACUAGCGGUUCCAUGUUUGAUUUUUUUACUCACUUGCACAGCAAAAUGCACAGAAAGACUUUAGAUCCCUACAUCAGACCUUGGGCAUCAAAUUCCGAGCGUGAGAAGAAGCACCCUACAGGCGAACUAAUUUCCAAACCAGCAAAAGGCUCUGAAUUUUUGUUACCUGUGAGGGGAUUUUUCUGCCAGCUGUGUAAAGACUUUUUUGGUGACCCUAUUUGCGCAGAGACCCAUGUUUUAUGCCAUGUGCACAACGAGAAGUAUAAGAAACAAAUGUAUGAAAACCCUCUUUAUGAACAACGGAGAAAACUGGAUCGCCAAGCUGGCAUGGAGAGUGGAAAAAAGCAAAUGGAGCACAAACGUAAGCGUGAGGAUGAUGACUCGCAGGAUGAGCAGAAAAAUUUUAAGUCCAGCAAAGAUCAAGUAAAAAAGCCCAAAUGCAAGAACGAAGAAGAGGAUAGACCCAAAUCCAUCAAGGACGAGGAACGAAAAGUAAAACAUAUUAAAGAGGAAGAGAAUAAACCUAGAGGUAAAAAAGAGGAGACUGAGAGGACCAAAGGUAGAAAAGAAGAAGAGGAGAGGGCCAGAUAUACAAAGGAAGAAGUGGAGAGGAGCAAGUACAGAAAGGAAGAGGAUGAGAGAUAUAAACAGAAGAAAGGGGAUGAAGAGAGCUACAAGUCUGAAGAAGACAAAUAUAGAUACAAGGAAGAAAAUCGUUACAGGUACAGAGAAGAUAAUGAGAAGUAUAGAUACAGGAAGGAAGAAGAGAAAUCUAGGUUCCGGAAGGAUGAUGACAGAAAAUACAAGUAUGGUCAUGAAACUGAGGAAGAGAGGAGACCAAAACACAGGGAGGAAGAAGGCUUAAAGUUUAUGAAAUCAAAAUGGGAGGAAGAUGAUGAUGAGGAAGAGAGGCCCAAAUAUGCGAAAAAAGAAGAUAAAAAGCAACACCAAAAAGGAGGCCACAAAGAUGAGAAAGAGAAAUCCUCUUUGAAAGAUGCCAAGAAUGACCCUGAGAAGCUUACUGAUCUCCCUAAGGUUCUUUGUGGGCCAAGCCCAGCCAUGCUUGCAAAACUUCGCAAAAAGAAUGAGGAGGCCACUUUGCGUCCUACUUUCGGAAAAUUCACAUGGAAAAAAUCUGAAAAGACUGCACUGGAGAAGGAAGCCGAGAAAAUUGCAGAGCAGUUUAUGAAGGAAGACGAGGAGAGUGCUGUAGCUGCAGCAUCAAGUAAAGACUCUGAGGAUCAGGAGGCUUUUGCCAAGUCUGUGGCUGCUGCCAAGAGUAUUGCUAUAAAACUGUCAGGUAAAACAGCUAUUGCCCCUUCCCAUGAAUGGGUAGCCUUUAACCAGGUAAAAAUUCGUCCUAAUUUACCGACCCCUUCUAAUAUUCUGAGGAAGUCUAAUGCUGGACUUCAAAACAAACCAGUUUCUGCUGAGACACCCUCUGUAAGUGUACCAACCAUGGAUGCAAGCAACGCAUCUUCUGAAACUGUGACAAAAAAACAAGCAGAAAAUGAAGACAUGCCAGCUGAUUUAACCACUAAGGCAAUUGGUGGUGAGGAGGUACAGUUGAACAUUCCAGGUGAUAACUCAUCCAGUCUUACACCUGCUUCUGUCUCUGUACCAAUUACUCCAACUGUAACACCUCCAAAACCCACAGUCCAGGAGGUGGAUGCUGUCACCAUACAAACCCCUGCUGAAUGUAUGGUCACUCUCGGGUCUGAUGUAGCUGCUCCUGGAGUACCAGAGGAGGAACACAACUUAACAGUCAUGGUCCGUCCUCCUCCUCAACUUCAAAACCUCAGUAGUUACUCUUCUUCAAAAACAGGCAAGCCAAAAUCAAGUCUGGCUACAGCAAAAGCAAAAGACUUAUUUGGCAUUUUUUAUGGCAGCAGCACUGUGACUAGCUGCAGUGGUUCUAGUGCUGGCAAUAAGGUUGGCUGUAAACAAGACUCCAAACCUCAUUUAGGAAGUUUGAUGACAACUGUGGAUAAAAAAACAACAAACGAGGAGGAUACAAACACGAAACACUCAACUGAGGUCUCUAGCUUGAAGUGUGAGGAGCCAUCUGAGGACAGAGGAGCACAGUCUGAACCACCAGCUUUUGAUCUUGAAGUGGAACCACUUGUAGUCUCAAAAGUAGAAGAGCAUAGUGGAAGUAUGGACAUGGAGACAGUCGAUUGCAAGAACGAAGCAGAACCUCUGGACUGUUUAGCCAAUUCAGAAAUCAUGGAGAACAUUGAAAUUAUGGGAACAAAUGAUGACCAAAACCCAAUGGAUCCUGAAGAGGCUAUAAAUCUUUCAUUCUCCCCUCCACCAGGUUCUUUUACAGAGCAACUGAACUUGGACACCUUUGAGUUCAGUUUUGAUUCUUUGUAAAGAACCACCAUCCAGUAGGUUUAGGGAUGUGCAUGAAACCUACGAAUGUUUUAGACAUUGAUCUAAAAACUUUUCAUUUAUAUUAUUUGGUUGAGAUGUUUCAUGUAUCUUCUUAAACUUUUUGGCAGGUAAUGCCAGUGAAAUGAUGGACUGACAAGCACUCAUUUUGAAGGGAAGGAGAUUCCACUGAAAGAAUGAGCAGUUUCUCAACAAGUAAUUAAUCAAUAGCAUAUGUAAAAUGUUGCACAGUUUUUGUUUAAGUACAGGGUUUUGAACUCCCUGCUUUUUCUUGCUUUGUUUGCAGCUGAAACAGUUCCUUUAAAAAGAAAGGUAAUGUAGAACAUCAUUUUAUAUAAUCUGUUUGAGAGUGCAUAAACUUCAAGUCUGAAUCCAUUCAUCCUUCCAAUUAAGUAAAUCAAGGAUAUUUUAAUACAGGAGCCAGAGAGAUCCAAGGUCAGAAGAAAAAAAGAAUUGAUGUGGAGCUCACGCUACAAGGACAAAAAUGUCUUGAAAUACAUUUGUACUUUUGGGUCCAGCAUAAGCUGUUCUCAGAUGUUGUCUUUGCAGCUGUUAAUAGUUGAUACAAUUCUCAAGUUCUGGUCCUGUAUGCUAUUAGGUAAAAUACUGUACACUGUUAAUUUCUAUAUUACUCUUGGUUGUUCUGUAGUUUCUGGUGUAUACAGUCAAGUGCAAAUAAAUUUCAGUGACUCCC